AUGUCUCCAUCAACAUCAACGCCAACGCCAUCAGCUCUGCUCAAGGCAUCAAAGACGCCUCACUCCCGCCAACCAUCUUCCGCAGCCGGGCAGACACGAGAUCAGUCGUCGAAGGCGCCAUCACCAAAACCGCCACCAACGCCAACGCAGCCGAAUGUACAUUACACGUGCCUUAUCCGACUACCUUUCCCGCGUGGCAACUUCGAGGAUCCGCCACCUGUAGAAUGGGAUGCGGUCAAGGACCAGGCGUUGUGGAAGCUGAUUUCGAAAGCGCCCAAUUCUAAGGACCUGAAGUGGGAGGAGAUAGCGGUCCGCUUCAAUGUUGACCUUCCGUUUCUCUUACAACAAGCAGCAUGGCUGUACGAACGACAUUUCGACAGCAUGCGAAAGCAGAUGCAGAAGCUGGGUGUCACGCACGCCCCUGGCUCGGUGCCACAAGAAAGCGCCACCAGCUCGGGCACCGCAGCGCAGACGCUUCCGUUAGGUGGCGUCGGAGGCGUUGCUAUGCAGAGGCAGGGCAGCAGAGAGUCCAAAGUACCGUCAGUGAUCAGCACAUCGAAGCUCCAGCCAAGCCAGGGCGGCGACGGAAGCUCUCCCGGAACGCCACGCUCAGUCAAGCCGCCCAUAUCACGGACACCGUCAACGACUACAGUAACGCAAAGCAGAAUCCUUGCAGGUAGCGGUAGGCAACCGCUACAGCGAGCAUUCAGAACCUCUGGCAGCUCGCAAAGACGGCCGAUUGCGCCACUACUUCCAGCGGAUGGAGCUCUUGACGACGAGCACGUGCUCGGUCACGACGGACCGUCUGCAUCUGAUUCAGAGGAGGAACCCUCUAUGGCUCGCAGUCAGGCUUACAGACGAGCGCCCCUGGGGAAGAAGCCUGCUCUGCGGACUCUGAGCUCAGACGGAGACGCCGAAGAUGAUGAUGAAGAAGACUCAUCAGGCGGUUACCUUCCCUUCGCCGCGGGACCCGCGAAGCCAACUGCAAUGCAAGACCCAAUGGCAACAAUCAGAAACUCGCCGAAGCGCCAGACUGCUAUAUCGCCGCCAACAAGUACAACUACCCGCAAACCGAAGCCAGAAGCGCCGCCGCCCGACUCCUCCACUUCCUCUGCGUCAUCCGCGCAGCCACCGCCCUCAAUCUCGAGCGAGCCUGCGUCCAGCGAAGCUGUAUCUACACAAUCAAACCAACGGUCCGGUCAUGGGCCCAUCAGUUCGAGACACCGCGCGCAGCUCGCUAACGCCAGCCUCAGUCCUCGGUACAGGAAGGAUGGCAGUGACGGUUCGCCUAGUAUGGGCAGCAGCUUCAGCGAUCUGGACGAUGCGAGUGUCACACAGAGUGCACUGGAAGACGCACUGCUGAGUAAUAUGCAGCGGGGUGGCAUGAGCAUUGCGAGCCGCAUGCGGGACGCUUGGAGACAAGGGUAA
Molecule: messenger RNA, 1428 nt
Organism: Baudoinia panamericana UAMH 10762
Lineage: Eukaryota; Fungi; Ascomycota; Dothideomycetes; Mycosphaerellales; Teratosphaeriaceae
Exons: 3
Coding region: 1-1428 (475 amino acids)
Biological process (GO): autophagosome assembly
Cellular component (GO): phagophore assembly site
Source: RefSeq, a predicted model, not a curated record